Naegleria fowleri is the source of this 1644-nucleotide messenger RNA. RefSeq lists its product as uncharacterized. Gene Ontology annotation, biological process: snRNA modification. The coding region runs from base 1 to 1644 and encodes 547 amino acids. NCBI's taxonomy places the organism in Eukaryota, Heterolobosea, Eutetramitea, Acrasida, Naegleriidae. The record is from RefSeq and is a predicted model, not a curated record. Gene Ontology annotation, molecular function: snRNA binding; O-methyltransferase activity; RNA methyltransferase activity. The transcript has a single exon.
AUGAAUACGAAACGUAAACGGCAAACUGUUGAAGCUUUCUCACCACCACCAUCGGAAUGGUGUUCAACCACCACUGAACCACGAAAGGAAGUUUGUUCAGUAGUAGUAGUAGCAGAUGAAUUCAAUUUACAAACACAGCCAUCCUCUCAUGAUGAUGAUCAUGAUGGAGGCUCUGAAUGGAAUGGGAUUGAUCCUACCAUAGCGGCGUUGAAUACUCAAAGUGAAGAGCACGUUAUGGCAUCAAAUACAAUCUCUUCCGAUGAGGCUGCUACGUCCACAGAAUUGCCAUCUCUGUCAUUGGAAGCAAUUAAAACGCAGCAAGAAGAUGAACCUAGCGUUCAUAAACAAGUCUUUUCCAAUCAUUCAAGUUUUGGAAAAACUAAAAAGAGAAAAAUUAAUCAAUCAUCCAAUAAGUUCAACGAAAACAAUAAGACGCAAAAGCUUGUCAAUUCUGUUUCUACUAGUGAUGUGAACACCAUCAACACGUCUGAAAGUAGUAGUAGCAACACGACUGGAAAAGUUUUCGGAAAUUAUAAAAAUUAUUACUCGUACAGAUACAGUAAUGAAAAUUUGGGAGGUUCUUCAUCAUCGACCAUUCCCACCACAACUACUGCCACAACACAUGCCAAAAAACAACAGAAUGAACUCUCUCACAUUGAUCCUCGAUUAGAAAUUAUUGCACGAAUUUUAAGUACACACUUUAAACUGUGUGAAGAAAACCCUACUACUUUGGAGCUUUCAUGUUUGGAUAUUGGAUGCAAUCAAGGAUUAUUUACCAUUCAAAUGGCAGAUUUAAUAGAUAGUUCAUUAUCAAAUCAAGCAAAUAAUGGACAAAUUCCCAUCACACUCAAAUCUCUAGAUGCCAUUGAUAUUGAUGCCAAAUUAAUUCGACAAGCAAAGAAUCACUUAGAAGCUCUUAAAAAAUUUAAUACAAUUGAAGACAAAGAAUCUAUGGGAGAUGAUCAUCUGGGAAUGAGUGUACAGACCUAUGUCUCGAUGGAGAGACUUGAAACAGCCGCCGAUAAGGAAGAAAAACUCUUCAUUUGGGAGAACAAUAGAAAACUGUUAAAAACAAAGGGCGAGAAUGUACAGAGUUCAGAACAAAUUGUGCUCUGCAAGAAAUCUUACAUGCUGCAGCUCAUUUACAAGAUUCAUUUUAAAACUCAAAAUUUUGUGGAAGAAAUUGCUUCUCUUGUGACACAUUCAGAGUCACUCGAAAAAGCAAGAGAAAACAAAUAUGAAUCACUUCUAAACGCAUCGUUAGGGAAAACAAAGAGACUAUAUGACUUAAUUACAUGUCUAAGUGUCACCAAAUGGAUUCAUCUUAAUUAUGGAGAUGAUUCCAUCAAAUUUCUUUUUCACAAAAUUUUUAGCAUGUUGAAGAGUAAUGGAGGAAUAUUUGUUUUGGAACCUCAAACAUGGAAGAGUUAUGCAAAAAAACGAGACCUCACCCCAACAUUUCAAGAACAAUUCAAGAAUAUCAAGUUUAGACCAACGGCUUUUCAUGAAUACUUAAUGAAAGAGGUUGGAUUUUCGCAAUGUGAAACCGUCUUUAUCGAGGAAACAUCCAACAAUUCUACCACCUCUGAAAAAACUAAAAAGAAAGGUUUCAAAAAGAGACCCAUUUGUUUUUAUUUCAAAUAA